GUGGGCUUAAAAAUAAUUAUAGUAAGUGACGUGAGUGUAUUCUUACAACCAUUUCCGUUGGAUUUUGCGCUUCUUUCACCACCAACGUCCUCUCUGCUGCUGUCUAGUGCCUCUUUCCAGCAUUGCAAUCACAAAGGCAUGGGUGGCGAUAUUUUCCCCGAUUCGAGGAUGUGACGUUAAAUGUGUCGGAACUCUCAGGAAAUGUUUUGUGUCUUCAUUUUAAAAUCCAAGGUACACGGGAGAUGAAGGUUAAAAUCAAGCAGUGGAACGGCGUUGCAUCCUGGCUGUGGAUGGCCAAUGAUGAGAACUGUGGGAUCUGCAGAAUGUCUUUUAAUGGCUGUUGCCCAGAUUGUAAGGUUCCUGGAGAUGACUGCCCAUUGGUCUGGGGCCAGUGCUCCCACUGCUUCCACAUGCACUGCAUCCUCAAAUGGCUCAACUCCCAGCAGGUCCAGCAGCAGUGCCCCAUGUGUCGCCAGGAGUGGAAGUUCAAAGAAUGAGCUCAUCCGGAGAACGUCACUUGAAUGCCUUUCAAAGACUGAGACGUCACAUAGGAUUGUAGUGUUUCGGAAUACAUAUGCUUCUGUUUUUUGUUGUACAUUUCCAGCUACUUUGUUUUUCUCUGAGGCUGUCAAAGUUUUCUGUGGAGGGGUGUGUGAAUAAAUAUGUGAUUAGGAUUUAA
Molecule: messenger RNA, 679 nt
Organism: Oncorhynchus tshawytscha (Chinook salmon)
Lineage: Eukaryota; Metazoa; Chordata; Actinopteri; Salmoniformes; Salmonidae
Product: anaphase-promoting complex subunit 11
Exons: 4
Coding region: 243-497 (84 amino acids)
Biological process (GO): anaphase-promoting complex-dependent catabolic process; protein ubiquitination; positive regulation of mitotic metaphase/anaphase transition
Cellular component (GO): anaphase-promoting complex; nucleus
Molecular function (GO): ubiquitin protein ligase activity; cullin family protein binding; zinc ion binding
Source: RefSeq, a predicted model, not a curated record